Molecule: messenger RNA, 3207 nt
Organism: Bactrocera neohumeralis
Lineage: Eukaryota; Metazoa; Arthropoda; Insecta; Diptera; Tephritidae
Gene: yin
Product: peptide transporter family 1
Exons: 6
Coding region: 529-2649 (706 amino acids)
Biological process (GO): transmembrane transport; oligopeptide transport
Cellular component (GO): membrane
Molecular function (GO): dipeptide transmembrane transporter activity
Source: RefSeq, a predicted model, not a curated record
UCUGCAGCGUUAUUCGUGUAACAAGUGUUGAGCGGUGCUGACGGUUGCAGUUCGUCAAAGAAAACGCUUUUAAUUUAUAUUUAGAAUAAUUUUCCAUGUUUUUUCUUCGUUUUUGUGUUUUACUUUUAAAGCAUUGAGAAAAUGUUGGUUUUGAUGUAGUAACUCUUGUUGAAAUAAAAACAAGAUAUUUUUAAAUUUUAUUUACACGCUGCAAACAAAGUGCUGUGACCUUAAACAGCAGCUUUUCAAUCUGCCGUCAGUGCAAUUUUUAUUUAAAUUUGGUUUUUAUGCGUUUAACCUUUAAAUAACCGUGUUUGUUUUUUAAUUAUUUUCACUUAAAAGAACUUGUUUUACUUUUCGUGUGUGAAGAAUUUGUGUUUGAAGUGUCUUUUUCACGUGAUCUUAUUUACUGAAAUUUUGACUGAGAACCUAAAGCGCGUUAUUACUGUUAGCUCAAGUGUGCUGUGAAAAUUAUUGCAUGUAAUUUGUUGCUGUCAAAGUAGACUUAACGGAAAAAACAGCAGCAUCAUGGUUAGCAGCGUCUUAAAGAUAUCGGAAAAAGCGCCGUCGGAGUACCCCAAGUCGGUGGCAUUCAUUAUCAGCAAUGAAUUCUGUGAGCGCUUCAAUUACUACGGCCUACGAACCAUACUCGUGCUGUAUUUCACCACGAAGCUGCACUAUGACAAGGACACGGCGACGGUGCUUUUCCACAUAUUCACCAUGCUGAUAUAUUUGUUUCCUUUGGUUGGCGCCAUCAUCGCCGACAGCUGGCUGGGUAAAUUCAGAACGAUUCUCUACUUGUCGAUGGUGUAUGCGUUGGGCGGCGUGAUCGUUUCGGUGGGCGCCAUACCGCUGCUGCAGCUACCUGUGAAGGAAAUUACUAUACUGGGUCUCAUGCUAAUCGCACUCGGCACUGGUGGCAUCAAACCGUGCGUCUCAGCAUUCGGUGGCGAUCAGUUCCGCAUGCCAGAACAAGCCAAGCAGCUGGCCACAUUUUUCUCGCUGUUCUACUUCGCCAUUAAUGCCGGUUCCACCAUCUCGACCACCAUUACACCCAUACUCCGUGAGGAUGUGCAUUGCUUCGGCGAUAAGAAUUGUUUUUCGCUCGCCUUCAGCGUGCCGGCCAUGCUCAUGUUGCUCUCGGUGGUCAUUUUCGUUGCGGGCCGCAAGCUCUACGUGGUUAAGCCACCAGCUGGCAACAUGAUAUUCGGUGUGUCGAAGUGUAUUUCCGAUGCGAUUGGUGGUUGGCGGCGCGAGCGUAAAACGAAUCCACGCAAACACUGGUUGGACUAUGCCGAGGCGAAGUCCGGUCAAAAAAUGGUCGCUGAUACCAAAGUAUUGUUGAAGAUUUUAACAUUGUUUUUGCCAUUCCCCGUCUUUUGGGCACUCUUCGAUCAGCAAGGCUCACGUUGGACCUUUCAGGCGACACGCAUGAAUGGUGAAACUUUUGGUUAUGUUAUUAAACCCGAUCAGAUGCAGGUCGUCAAUCCGUUACUCAUACUUGGCAUGAUUCCACUGUUCACGUACGUGCUCUAUCCGAUUUUGGCUAAGAUUGGCAUUAAGCGACCACUGCAAAAGCUCACACUUGGUGGUUUACUAGCCGCCAUUGCCUUCCUGCUCUCCGCUGGUCUUGAAGUCAAACUGAACGAAGUUGAUCCGGCACCGCUGCAUGAACUUAGCGCCAACGUACGCAUCUACAAUGGCAUGCCGUGCGCUUACCGCUUUACGACGGAGUUGCCAAAUCUUUCGAGUGCCGUGGAACCGCUGGACUUGUGGGAGAAUAAAGCAUUGCCAGUGCCGAAAGCAAUCGUAUAUCCAUUUAACGCCACCUCGGCAGACAAACGUUGUAAGGACUUUUCCGGCACCUUCCGUCUAACGCCUGGCAAGGAGACGAGCUAUUUUAUUUACUCUGACGGUGUGCAGGAAUUCAUGGACUCCACGGGCAAAACGAAGCUGGGCAAUCCCAUGGUGCGCGUGCUUUUGAAUGUGCCUACCGAGGACAGUGCGUUCACUCUGACCGAUGCCGUGGAGACGGCAGUGCCACUUAUUUUGCGCAAUGCCUCACAAGUGGUUAAUGUGGUGCACGGUGAGAGCGAGCUGAAAAUGGCCGAUACGAAGAUUGCCACCAUCAACACAAAGGGUGGUGGUGUUUACGCUUUGCUGGUGCAAGGCAGUCUCAAAGAUGGUUACACCUCCAAGACGCAUGUGAUAACACCACCUAACAGCAUCCACAUGAUGUGGCAAUUGCCGCAGAUUAUUGUCAUCACAGCUGCUGAGAUCAUGUUCUCUGUCACGGGUCUGGAGUUCUCUUACACCCAAGCGCCACCGAGCAUGACGUCCGUGCUGCAGGCCUGCUGGCUGCUCUCCGUCUCCAUCGGCAAUAUGCUGGUGGUGGUUAUAGCCGAACUGAAAUUCUUCGAAUCACAGGCCGCUGAGUUCGCACUGUUUGCGGGCCUCAUGAUUGUCGACAUGUUAAUCUUCAUUUUACUCACCAUUCCAUACAAAUAUGCGGAGCACGGCGAGGACCCUGAGGCCAACCAAGUCGUGGUUACGCCCAACAACCCGAAGCAAAGAGAGGCUGAGCGCGAAACUUACAUCAGCAAUCGAGGAAAUGGUCAUAUGAAUGAGGCCUAUGAGGGAGAGCGCUAAACCAAGAGACUGCUGUGUUAACACCAUAUUUCUACGACAUUUUAAUUUCAUUUACAUUAACAUUAAUUCGGCAAUUUAAAGCUACGAUAUGAAAAUAUCCGAAACUUAUUGCCACAACAAGCAGCAGUUGAAAGGCUGUGUGUGAUGUACUUAAAUGGGUUGUGGUUCAUUUAGUUCUUUCCUCAUUGAACUUUUUACAUUUGGUUAAAUUUUGUAUUAUUUUCGUGCAUUUUACUACCGUUAGCGUUGCCAUGUUAUUCGUGUUUGAAUAACGAAUCUCUUGUUAUCUUUUAUGGUAUUUUACUUUACAAUGUAUUUUAUAAAACUCGAAUUUUUAAGCAAUGAUUUUAAAAUAAGUUUAUCUGUUAGAUUAUUGUCGCGUCGCUGUGUGCCGCAUCUUCGUUUAUGUAGAUAUGUAUAUAAUUAGUUUUAUAGUUUUAAGAGUUCCACAAAUAGUUAUUUCGCGCUGCAUGUUAUAGUUCGGGCAGCAAAUCUGUUUUAUUUUAAUAAUUUAUUUGUAGAGAAGAUAUAUAUAAAUGCAAUUUAGUUUAUCUUAAA